Molecule: messenger RNA, 828 nt
Organism: Lachancea nothofagi CBS 11611
Lineage: Eukaryota; Fungi; Ascomycota; Saccharomycetes; Saccharomycetales; Saccharomycetaceae
Source: the annotation of a GenBank genome assembly
AUGACUAGCGAGACUCGAUUUGAUGACGCAGAUUUUGAAAAGGGCCCUACGCAGGCGAGUUUCGACGAGCAGGCCGAAAAUACAGGAAGUCGCAGCCCCAUAGUUUCGAGACUGGUACAUGCGGUGUCGGUGGAUGGAGAUUACGUGCAUUUGGGGGGGUCGACGUACCGCAGAACAGAACUCGCAAACGCUUUUGCAGGGGAACUGAACCCUGGUAUUCAUCACAGAAGACCUUCGAAUCUGGCAAACCCAGUUCCACUUGGACUGGCGUCUUUCUCAUACUGCUGUCUGGUGCUGUCGCUCUUAAACGCGCAAGUUCGCGGUGUGACUAAUGCCAAGGUGGUCAUCAGCGCCAGUCUUUUCUUCGGCGGGUGCAUCGAGCUGUUUGCGGGUCUGCUGUGCUACCCUAUCGGCAAUACCUACGCCAUGACGGUUUUUGGCUCCUUUGGCGGGUUCUGGAUCAGCUACGGGUGCAUUCUAAUGGAUCAGUUUGGCAUAGUGUCGUCGUACGAAGACGAUCCGCAAAUGCUUGCCAAUGCGCUUGGGUUUUUCCUUGCCGGCUGGGCUGUGUUUACGUUUCUGAUGAUGAUGUGUACGCUCAAGAGUACCUGGGGUUUGUUUCUCCUGUUUGCGUUUCUGGAGCUGACAUUUUUAAUGCUUACAAUUGGCACAUUCAUCAGCAACGAGAAUGUGAAGAAAGCUGGUGGUUAUUUCGGUAUAAUGAGCAGCAUGUGCGGGUUUUAUUCCCUAUACAGUGGUGUCGCAGACUCUUCGAAUAGCUAUUUCCCCGUGAGAGCCUAUUUUAUGCCUAAUGCGCCUACUUUGUGA